AUGGCAAUUGACAACUCGGACAUCCAUCAUGGGGAUUUCGAGAAGAUAGCUUGCAUCGUUUUUGUUUCUAUUACUCCUGCAUUCCUCAUCGCACGGUUUGCAAGUAGGAUUUUAGACAAACAAGUUGGAAAUGAUGACUGGGCAUCACUCGCGGCUUUUAUCUUUACAAUGGCUUGCAAUAUUCAGACUCUCGUUGCAAUUGCGCAUGGUUGGGGCCGUCAUAAACUUAAUCUGAAUGCUGAGCAGCUUCGGAUAUGUCUCAUAUUUCAUUACGGAUUUCAAUUGACCUAUAAAUUGGCCGUGGGCUUCAACAAGGCAUCCAUCUUACUUCUCUACUUACGGAUCAUGCCCCAACGAUUUUACCGGGUCAGUAUAUAUAGCCUUUUGGCCGUCGUUGGCUUAUUCGCAUUUGCAACAGUCAUUGCUGGCAUCUUUCAGUGUAUCCCCGUCGAUAAAGCGUGGAACAAGAGCAAGCCAGGCCAUUGCUAUAACUUGGUAGAUGCCUGGUACUCGAAUGCCGUUUUCUCAAUCACCACUGAUUUCCUCAUUCUGUUUCUUCCUAUGCAUAUGGUAUACAAGUUACAGAGAGCCAGGCGGGAGAAAUUUCUGCUGUAUGCAGUAUUUGGAUUUGGAUUCUUUAUUACAUUCACUAGUAUCAUGCGUUUCUUCGCUCUGAAAUCCGCGAAGAAUCCUGACACCACAUACGACAUUACCUCCGGUUUCUGGUCCGUAAUCGAAAUCAAUGUCGGCGUCAUCGUCAUCUGCCUGCCUCCUCUACGUACUCUGCUCUCCCGUCAAUUCUCAUUCUUCAACCGCAGUCGCAGUCGAACCGAUGGCGGACCGUAUCACGCGCAUUCUGAUGAGCCCUCCCAGUUGGUGACAAUUGGCGGCUCUGGACCUCGCGGCCAGACACGCAAGAAAGGAGAACCAGAUGACAGUGAAGAAGAGUUGGUUACAGGAGAUAAUAGUGUACGAGUAAUGGAUGGAUCCAUAUUAAAGAAAACGGAGUUUGUUAUUUCUGAAAGAGGUGUGAGGGAAGGUGAUGUGGAUGAUCAACGUGUACUUAAACCUUGGGAGAACCCUGGUCGAUGA
Molecule: messenger RNA, 1092 nt
Organism: Pseudogymnoascus verrucosus
Lineage: Eukaryota; Fungi; Ascomycota; Leotiomycetes; Thelebolales; Thelebolaceae
Exons: 6
Coding region: 1-1092 (363 amino acids)
Source: RefSeq, a predicted model, not a curated record